Habropoda laboriosa is the source of this 559-nucleotide messenger RNA. RefSeq names its product 7,8-dihydro-8-oxoguanine triphosphatase-like. The transcript is spliced from 4 exons. Lineage: Eukaryota; Metazoa; Arthropoda; Insecta; Hymenoptera; Apidae. The coding region runs from base 1 to 516 and encodes 171 amino acids. Gene Ontology annotation, biological process: DNA protection. The record is from RefSeq and is a predicted model, not a curated record. Gene Ontology annotation, molecular function: 8-oxo-7,8-dihydroguanosine triphosphate pyrophosphatase activity.
AUGAGACGAGUUAAUUCGUCUUACACAGUUACGAGAAAAAUUUUUUCGUUGAUAUUUAUUAGAAAAACAGAAGAAAUUUUAUUAGGUUUAAAGAAACGAGGAUUUGGCGAAAAUAAAUGGGGUGGUUUUGGCGGCAAAGUAGAAUCAGGAGAAUCAAUUCUUCAAGGUGCCAUGCGUGAAUUAAAAGAAGAAUGUGGUUUAUCUGCACAAGAAUUAAAAAAAGUUGGAAUCUUAUAUUUUGAAUUUGAAGAUAAUAAGGAUCUGUUAGAAGUUCAUGUUUUUGAAACAUACAAAUACUGUGGAAAAGUAAUAGAAUCUGAAGAAAUGCGACCCAAAUGGUAUAAUUUGAAAGAUAUUCCUUUCAAACAGAUGUGGCCGGAUGAUGAAUAUUGGUUCCCUUACAUGUUACAAGGGGAAUUAUUUAAGGGAUACUUUUUGUACCGAGGUCAGGACCUAAUUCUUAAGCAUAACAUUGAAACUGUGGAAGAACUACCAACAGUAGAUCAUACCUCUUAAUUAUGUAUUUUAACACUCACCCUUCAUUCACAAUUUCCACACA